GCUGUCAUAAAUUCCUCCUUACAUGUCAAGGGACAUGCGUGAACUUGCAUGUUCUUGCCUGUAUUAAUUUUUAAAUGUUAAGUAAUUGUAGAUUUAAACUGUAUCGUAGACAAACUAUACGUGGACCAACGUAAUGAAGAGGAUAUUUAAUAUUUACAUGAUGCCAAAAAUCAAUACUCACGAACUUUAAAAAUAUGAGGACUAAAAUUAACUUCUAACGUUUAUUUCAUGAAAUAAAUAGCUUAACAAUAAGAGGAAAAGAAAUGCCUAAUAAAUCCAUGGGAAGUGAAGAUGAUACUUUGCAAAUCCUGUUGGCUACUGAUUGUCAUUUAGGCUAUCAGGAAAAUGAUGCAGUUAGAGGAUCAGAUUCCAUUGUUACUUUUGAAGAAAUACUUAAAAUUGCUGUUGAUAAAGAAGUUGAUUUUAUUUUGUUGGGAGGAGACUUAUUUCAUGAAAACAAACCAUCUCGCAAGGUUCUACACGAUUGCAUCUCCCUGUUGAGAAAGUAUUGCAUGGGUGAUCGACCUGUCCAAUUUGAGUUUCUUAGUGACCAAUCUGAAAACUUUAAGCAUUGUGCCCAACCGAUAGUUAAUUUUGAAGAUUCCAACCUGAACGUAUCCAUACCACUUUUUUCCAUUCACGGCAACCACGACGAUCCUGCUGGUCCAGGAUGCUACUGCAGCUUGGACCUUCUCAGUGCGACGGGUCUAGUUAAUUACUUUGGCAAGUGUACUGACCUACAGGACAUCAACAUAUCCCCCUUGAUGUUUCAGAAAGGUAGGACGAAGUUGUGCCUGUACGGCCUCGGUUCCAUUCGUGACGAAAGACUACACAGGAUGUUCUUGGAAGGUAAAGUGAAGAUGCUGAGGCCAAGGGAGAACUGUGAUGAUUGGUUCAACCUCAUGGUUCUUCAUCAGAAUCGGACAAAGCACGGUGCGAAAAACUACAUUCCCGAACAGUUUCUCGAUAAUUUCUUGGACCUUGUGGUUUGGGGCCAUGAGCACGAGUGUCGGAUUGACCCAGAAGAAAAUGUGCUUCAGGCAUUCUAUGUGACACAGCCUGGAAGUUCUGUUGCCACUUCAUUGUGCCAUGGUGAAGCAGUUCCUAAACAUGUUGGAUUGCUGCAAAUUCGUAAAAAAGAAUUCCAAAUAACCAAAAUACCUCUUCAAACUGUGCGUCAGUUUUACAUCAAAGAUGUAGACCUUAUUGAAACAAGCCUGAAUCUGAAUGACCCUGAUAGUUCUGAAAAAGUGACUGAAUAUUGUCAGGAGCUGGUUGAUCAGUUCAUACAGAAGGCUGAAGAAGAACACACAGGUCAUCCGAAGCAACCUAAGUUACCAUUAAUUCGCUUGCGAGUGUUUUAUCCACCAACCUUUGAUACUUUUAGUGUACAGAGGUUUGGUCAUUCCUAUGUAUCAAAAGUUGCCAACACCAAAGACAUCAUUCUUUUCAGCCGCAAAAAGUUCGAGAAACUGAAAGCGACCGAAAUCGACAAUGAAAUGCUAAAAACAAUAUUGAAGCAAGAAGGUUUCGACAAGCAGCGAGUGGAGGACCUGGUAAAAAAAUACUUUGAGCAAACGGACGAAAACAAGAGGCUGCAAGUUUUAUCCGAAGUUGGAAUCAGCAGCGCAGUUCAGGAAUUUGUAGAUAAGGAAGUAAAGGAGGCCAUCUUAUCAUUAGUUGAUCACCAAGUGAAGAAAACUCAAGGUCACUUAGAGGACAAGGUAGAAGACCACACUUUGAUUGACGACGAAAUAUCGAAAUUCAGAGAAGAGAGGCAGAGGAAUGUUCAGGCAGAAGUGGUAGACUUUCGAGCCAUCCUCAAGACGAAACCGAGGUCCUCUCGCCGUAGCUCUGGUAGUGACCUCGAGGAUGAUAACCACUUUAAUAAUACAACUGUUGAAAUCCCUGCGGCCAAAACAAGAGGUAGGGGAAGAGGACGUGGUAGGGGUAGAGGAGGAAGAGGUGCUGCAUCCAACAAUGAUAGUGUGGUGGCAGCUCCAUCCAGAAGAGCUACUUCCCGUGCUGCUAAACAGGAAACUCCAAAUAAACGCAAAACUAGGCAGACUAAUUUAAGUAGUUUUCUUAAUACAGGUAAUAAUAAUGGUUUCCAGGAAAUAGACUUAUCUGAUGACGAAGAAAUAGUACAACCGAAACGUCGUAAAGUUGCCGCCCCUAAGACUCAGGGUGGUGGCAGAAGAGGGAUUGUGUAUCAAAUAUCAGAUUCUGAUUGAUUAAAUGAUGUACAAAUGUUUAGAUUUUAUGUUUGGUUUUUAGCACUUACAAUUUGAAAUAAAUUUCAUUUUUCUGUUA
This is a messenger RNA of Parasteatoda tepidariorum (common house spider), 2313 nucleotides long. It is a transcript of the gene mre11, whose product is annotated as double strand break repair nuclease mre11. The record is from RefSeq and is a predicted model, not a curated record. Gene Ontology annotation, biological process: meiotic DNA double-strand break formation; mitotic G2 DNA damage checkpoint signaling; mitochondrial double-strand break repair via homologous recombination. NCBI's taxonomy places the organism in Eukaryota, Metazoa, Arthropoda, Arachnida, Araneae, Theridiidae. Gene Ontology annotation, cellular component: nucleus; site of double-strand break; Mre11 complex. Gene Ontology annotation, molecular function: single-stranded DNA endonuclease activity; manganese ion binding; 3'-5'-DNA exonuclease activity.